This is a messenger RNA of Choloepus didactylus (southern two-toed sloth), 4301 nucleotides long. Its product is annotated as uveal autoantigen with coiled-coil domains and ankyrin repeats-like. Lineage: Eukaryota; Metazoa; Chordata; Mammalia; Pilosa; Megalonychidae. The record is from RefSeq and is a predicted model, not a curated record. Gene Ontology annotation, molecular function: actin binding.
UCGCGUCGCGCUGCGCCGCGCGGGGGCGACACUGCCCCAAGCUAGCCAUGAAGAGCCUCAAGUCCCGCCUAAGGAGGCAGGAGGCUCCCGGCCCCGCGUCCGCCGGCGCCCCAGCCACCGCCAGCGCGCUUGCAGCAGAUUGGAAUAAAUACGAUGACCGAUUGAUGAAAGCAGCAGAAAGAGGAGAUGUAGAAAAAGUGUCCUCAAUCCUUGCUAAAAAGGGGGUCAAUCCAGGCAAACUAGAUGUGGAAGGCAGAUCUGCCUUCCAUGUUGUGGCCUCAAAAGGGAAUCUUGAGUGUUUGAAUGCUGUCCUUAUACAUGGAGUUGCUAUUACAACCAGUGAUACUGCAGGGAGAAAUGCUCUUCACCUAGCUGCAAAAUAUGGACAUGCGUUGUGCCUACAAAAACUUCUGCAGUACAAUUGUCCUACUGAACAUGGAGACCUACAAGGAAGGACUGCACUUCAUGAUGCAGCUAUGACAGACUGUCCUUCUAGCGUACAGCUGCUUUGUGACCAUGGGGCCUCUGUGAAUGCCAAAGAUGUAGAUGGGUGGACCCCACUUGUUCUGGCUACUCAGAUGUGUAGGCCAACGAUAUGUCAACUGCUGAUAGACAGAGGAGCAGAUAUUAAUUCCAGAGACAAACAAAACAGAACUGCUCUUAUGCUAGGUUGUGAGUAUGGUUGCAAAGAUGCCGUAGAAGUCUUAAUUAAAAAUGGUGCUGAUGUAAGCUUGCUGGAUGUUCUUGGGCAUGAUUGUUCCUACUAUGCAAGAAUUGGUGACAAUCUGGACAUUCUAAACCUACUAAAGACUGCAUCGGAAAAUAUCAACAAAGGGAGAGAAUUUUGGAAGAAAGGACCACCUUUGCAACAGCGUAAUUUGACACACAUGCAAGAUGAAGUAAAUAUGAAGUCAAAUCAGAGGGAGCAUCAAAACAUUCAGGAUCUGGAGAUUGAAAAUGAAGAUUUGAAAGAGAGGUUGAGAAAAAUUCAACAAGAGCAAAGAAUACUGUUGGAUAAAGUCAAUGGUUUACAAUUACAGUUAAAUGAGGAAGUAAUGGUUGCUGAUGAUCUAGAAAAUGAGAAAGAAAAGCUGAAGUCCCUUUUGGUGGCUAAAGAAAAGCAACAUGAAGAAAGCUUAAGAACUAUUGAGGCUCUGAAAAAUAGAUAUAAAUAUUAUGAGAGUGAUCAUUUAGGAUCAGGAAGUCAUUUCAGUAACCGAAAAGAAGAUAUGCUUCUUAAACAAGGUCAAAUGUACAUGACAGACUCACAGUGUAUUUCCACAGGUAUGCCAGCCCAUAUGCCAAGCAGAUCUAUGUUAAGACCACUAGAGCUAUCUUUAUCCAGUCCAACUUCAUAUUCUGAAAAUGAAAUUUUAAAGAAAGAGUUAGAAGCAAUGAGAACUUUCUGUGAUUCAGCAAAACAAGACAGACUCAAGCUCCAAAAUGAACUGGCUCACAAAGUGACAGAGUGCAAAGCUUUAGCAUUAGAAAGUGAAAGAAUCAAGGAGGAUUCAGAUGAACAGAUAAAGCAAUUAGAAGAUGCAUUAAAAGAUGUGCAGAAGAGAAUGUAUGAGUCAGAAGGUAAAGUUAAACAAAUGCAGACGCAUUUUCUUGCUCUUAAAGAGCACCUAACAACUGAAGCAGCUACGGGGAAUAACAGAUUAAUGGAGGAACUGAAGGAUCAGUUGAAAGAUAUGAAAGCAAAAUAUGAAGGGGCUUCAGCAGAAGUGGGAAAACUAAGAAACCAAAUCAAACAAAAUGAAAUGUUAGUAGAAGGGUUCAAGGGGAAUGAAGGCAAGCUGAUAGAAGAAAAUAAGCGAUUGCAGAAGGAAUUUAGAACGUGUGAAAUGGAGAGAGAGAAGAAAGGAAGCAAGGUCACAGAGAUGGAAGGCCAGUUAAAAGAACUGGUAGCAAAGUUGGCCCUUUCCAUUCCAACAGAAAAGUUUGAAAACAUGAAGAUCUUAUUAUCAAAUGAAGUGAAUGAGAAAACAAAAAAAUUAGUAGAGAUGGAAAGAGAAUAUGAAAAAUCACUUAGUGAAAUUAGACAUUUAAAGAGAGAACUUGAGACUCUUAAGGCCAAACUUGCUCAGCAAGUCAAUCCAGAGGAACAUGAACAGCUCAAGAGCAGAUUAGAGCAAAAGUCAGGAGAACUUGUGAAGAAGAUCACUGAUUUAACAUCAAAAAAUCAGACACUACAAAAGGAAAUUGAAAAGGUUUAUCUGGAUAACAAACUUCUCAAGCAGCAAGUGCAUAAUUUAACAAUUGAAAUGAAAAGUUAUUACAUUACCUUAAAAGUAAGUGAAGAAAUGAAAAAGUCGCAUGAUGUGAUUGUUGAUGACUUGAAUAAAAAGCUUUUAGAGGUAACACAAAAAUACACAGAGGAGAAGUUAGACAUGGAGAAAUUGCUAAUGGAAAAUGACAGUUUAAGUAAGAAUGUUAGCCGCCUGGAAUCUGUGUUCGUACCUCCUGAGAUACAUGAAAAAGAGACAAUGACUUUGAAAUCCAGUAUUGUUUAAUUGAAAAAACAGCUCUCUGAACUUAAUAAAAAAUGUGGUGAAGACCAAGAAAAAAUACAUACACUCAUGUCUGAAAACACUAACUUGAAAAAAACUAUAAGUAAUCAGUAUGUGCCAGUUAAAACCCAUGAAGAGAUAAAAACUGCAUUGAGUAGCACAUUAGAUAAAACUAACAGAGAAUUAUUAGACGUGAAGAAAAAAUUUGAAGAUAUAAAUCAAGAAUUUAUAAGAGUAAAAGGUGAGAAUGAUAUAUUGAAAAGAAACCUGGCAAACACUCAGAACCAAAUAAAAGCUGAGUAUAUCAGCCUAAAAGAACAUGAGGAGAAGAUGAGUACUUUAAAUAGGAGCAUGAAAAAGGUACAGGAUAAUUGCGCUGAAAUAUUGGCUGACUACAAAAAAGGCCAAGAAGAGAUUGUGACAUUGCAUGCUGAAAUUGAAGCCCAAAAGAAGGAACUUGACACAAUACAAGAAUGUAUUAAGCUAAAAUAUGCUCCAAUUAUCAGUUUUGAAGAGUGUGAGAGAAAAUUUAAAGCAACAGAGAAAGAACUAAAAGAACAGUUAUCAGAACAAACACGAAAGUCUAGUGUCAGGAAAGAGGAGACCAAGAAAUGCAGGCAAGAGAACGAAAAGUUAAAGAAGGAGGUUUUCUCCCUUCAGAAAGAUUUAAAGGAUAAAAAUGUUCUCAUUGAGAAUUCUCAUGAAAUGGAAAGAACAUUAAGCAGAAAAACAGAAGAGCUAAACAAAGAGUUAAAAGACUUAUCACAGAAAUACACAGAAGUAAAGAAUGAGGAAGAGAAGCUAGUAGAAGAAAGUGCCAAACAUACUUCUGAUAUCCAUGCAGCACAAACUCUUCUGCAAAAACAGCAUGUUCCAUUGGAACAGGUUGAGGCUUUGAAAAAAUCUCUUAAUGGCACAAUUGAGAAUCUAAAGGAAGAACUGAAGAAUAAGCAGCGGUGUUAUGAGAAAGAGCAGCAGACAGUGACCAAACUGCAUCAGAUGCUGGAGAAUCAAAAGAACUCUUCUGUGACCUUGGUAGAGCAUUUACAGAUUAAGGAAGCAUUUGAGAAAGAAGUAGGAAUCAUUAAAGCCAGCUUAAGAGAAAAGGAAGAAGAGAGCCAAAAUAAAACUGAGGAACUCUGCAAACUCCAGUCUGAAGUUCAGCAUACUAAACAAGCACUAAAAAAAUUAGAGACUAGAGACGUAGUUGAUUUGUCUAAAUAUAAAGCAACAAAAAGUGAUUUGGAGACACAGAUCUCCAAAUUAAAUGAAAAACUGGCCAAUCUGAAUAGAAAGCAUGAGGAAGUAUGUCAGGAAGCUUUGCAUGCCAAAAAGAAGGAACUAUCUACAAAAGAUGGGAAGGAAUUACUACAUUUCAGCAUUGAGCAAGAAAUCAAGGACCAGAAAGAACGAUGUGAUAAGUCCUUAACAACAAUCACAGAAUUACAGAGAAGAAUACAGGAAUCUGCUAAACAGAUUGAAGCAAAAGAUAAUAAGAUAACUGAACUGCUUAAUGACGUAGAAAGACUAAAACAGGUACUCAAUGGCCUUUCACAACUCACCUACACAAGUGGGAGUCCUAUCAAGAGACAAAGUCAACUGGUUGAAACUCUGCAGCACCAGGUGAAAUCCCUGCAGCAGCAGCUGGCUGAUGCUGACAGACAGCAUCAAGAAGUAAUUGCAAUUUAUCGGACACACCUUCUUAGUGCUGCACAGGGUCACAUGGAUGAAGAUGUUCAGGCAGCCUUACUCCAGAUCAUACAAAUGCGGCAGGGGCUUGUGUGCUAG